Oncorhynchus nerka (sockeye salmon) is the source of this 1650-nucleotide messenger RNA. RefSeq names its product zinc finger protein DPF3-like. NCBI's taxonomy places the organism in Eukaryota, Metazoa, Chordata, Actinopteri, Salmoniformes, Salmonidae. Gene Ontology annotation, biological process: lipid droplet formation. Gene Ontology annotation, molecular function: phosphatidylinositol-3-phosphate binding; metal ion binding; 1-phosphatidylinositol binding. Gene Ontology annotation, cellular component: lipid droplet. The record is from RefSeq and is a predicted model, not a curated record. The transcript is spliced from 15 exons. The coding region runs from base 1 to 1650 and encodes 549 amino acids.
AUGAUGCAGACAUCGGAUGGUUUUCUGAAGGACAACAACAAUGCAGCUCAGCGCCUGUUGGAUGGUGUGAACUACAUCUCCCAGAGUGUGUCAGAGCUCAGUGUGAAACCUGCCAAAGCUGUCACUUCCUGGCUCACCGACCAGAUCGCCCCGGCCUACUGGAAACCCAGCUCCCUCAUCCUGAAAUGUUCUAAGUGCAGUGAGGUGUUCCAGGACAACGAUACUAAGCACCACUGCCGUGCCUGUGGAGAGGGCUUCUGUGACGGCUGCUCCACCAAGAACCGUCUUGUUCCUGCGAGGGGCUGGAGGCUCGCCCCCGUACGGGUCUGUGAUGCCUGCUUCCUGAACCGGAGCGUCUCAGAAGAGCUGCUGGAGGAGGAGGAAGGCGGGACACUCAGUAGGAGAGGCUGUUCAGAAUACACUGGGAGCUGUGGUCACCGCUACAUACAUCCCUCUGGGCUAGGUGACCAGUUCUACCGGGAGGCCAUAGAACACUGUCGCAGCUACAACGCCCGUCUGUGUGCCGAGCGGAGCGUCCGUAUGCCCUUCCUGGACAACCAAACUGGCGUGGCCCAGAACAACUGCUACAUCUGGAUGGAACAGCGCCACCGCGGGCCAGGUCUGGGUGCUGGACAGAUGUAUGCGUACCCAGCUCGGUGUUGGAGGAAGAAGAGGCGGCUUCACCCCCCUAUGGACCCUCAGCUACGACUCUGUGAACUACGACUGGAGGCAGAGCUGGCCCCUAAGAGUGAGCCCUCCCCAGGAGAGGCCACAGCUUUGGAGACUCUGCUCAGAGGGGAGGGACAACUGGAUAAGAAGAAAGACAUCAUCAAGGAGGACGAGACCCUUCUGGAGAUACAGAGGGUCUUGGAGGCUGACGAGAAUGGGGACGAUUUUCAUCAUGACAAUGAGGACUUUGAAGUGGACACUCCGAAGAGGAAGCAGAGGAAAGGAAGGGGCCGAGGAUCCAGCCGCAGGAGGCCGGAGGCUGUGUCCAACGACGACGUGGAUAAACCUUACGUCUGUGACAACAGAUACAAACAAAAGCAUAACUCAAAAACUGCUGACUCAGUCUGUGGGAAGCGCUAUAAGAACCGUCCAGGUCUGAGCUACCACUACGCACACACACACCUGGCAGAGGAAGAGGGGGAGGAGAGGGAGGAGAGGGAGGAAGAGAUGCCACCGACCCCGCCACCACACCGACCAGACCCAGACCCCGACAACCACAAACCUCAGAGGGCGGCAGAUGGCUCCAUCAUCCCUAACGACUACUGUGACUUCUGUCUGGGAGACUCUGACUCUAACAGGAAGACUGGCCAGGCUGAGGAGCUGGUGUCCUGCUCUGACUGCGGUCGCUCCGGCCACCCAACCUGUCUGCAGUUCACAGACAACAUGAUGAUGGCGGUGAAGACCUACCAGUGGCAGUGCAUCGAGUGCAAGUCCUGCAGUCUCUGUGGCACCUCUGAAAACGACAUUGAACUGAACACAGUGCUCUACUAUGGCCCGUACGCCGCCGUGGCCCGUACGCCACCGUGGCCCGUACGCCGCCGUGGCCCGUACGCCGCCGUGGCCCGUACGCCGCCGUGGCCCGUACGCCGCCGUACCCCAUACACCACCGUACCCAUACACUACCGUGACCAAAAGUUUUAG